This is a messenger RNA of Dromiciops gliroides (monito del monte), 2017 nucleotides long. RefSeq names its product calcium/calmodulin dependent protein kinase I (gene CAMK1). The transcript has 12 exons. NCBI's taxonomy places the organism in Eukaryota, Metazoa, Chordata, Mammalia, Microbiotheria, Microbiotheriidae. The coding region runs from base 318 to 1439 and encodes 373 amino acids. Gene Ontology annotation, biological process: peptidyl-serine phosphorylation. The record is from RefSeq and is a predicted model, not a curated record. Gene Ontology annotation, cellular component: intracellular anatomical structure. Gene Ontology annotation, molecular function: calmodulin binding; ATP binding; calcium/calmodulin-dependent protein kinase activity.
AAACCCGCCGAGCGUCCGGCCGCUGAGGGAGGCGGAGGAGAAGCCACCACUGCCGCCGAUUGUGGGCACGGGGGCCGGAACGAGGCGGCGGCGGCUAGGAGGAGCGCGGAGUGUAGGACACCGAGCGCGGGGCGCGGGGAGCGAAGGCGGCCAGGCGGGAGCAGAGCGGCUCGGAGAUCGGGGCCAGGGCCAGCGGCGGCCUCGGGAGGCGGUGGGGGUGGGGGCCCGAGAGACCCAAGGAGCCACCCCCCCACCUCCCACCCCCCCACUGCUGGGCAGCCUCAGGAGCCCUGGCUGCAGCCAGCAGUCAGUGGGCAAUGCCUCGGGAAGCGGAUGGACCCAGCUGGAAGAAGCAUGCGGAUGACAUCCGGGACAUUUAUGAAUUCCGGGAUGUCCUGGGCACGGGAGCAUUCUCCGAGGUGAUACUGGCCGAAGAAAAGACCACCCAGAAACUCGUUGCCAUCAAAUGCAUUGCCAAGAAAGCCUUGGAGGGCAAAGAGAGCAGCAUGGAGAAUGAGAUCGCCGUGUUGCACAAGAUCAAACACCCCAACAUAGUGGCCUUGGAUGACAUCUAUGAGUGUGGUGGGCACCUCUACCUCAUCAUGCAACUGGUGUCUGGGGGUGAGCUCUUUGAUCGAAUUGUGGAGAAGGGGUUCUACACAGAACGGGAUGCCAGCCGACUAAUUUGCCAGGUGCUCGAUGCCGUCAAGUACCUCCAUGACAUGGGCAUUGUACACAGAGAUCUCAAGCCAGAGAACUUGCUUUACUACAGCCUGGAGGAAGAUUCCAAGAUCAUGAUCUCUGAUUUUGGGCUGUCCAAGAUGGAAGGCUCAGGCAGUGUGCUCUCCACGGCCUGUGGCACACCAGGAUAUGUAGCCCCUGAAGUGUUGGCUCAGAAACCUUAUAGCAAGGCUGUGGAUUGCUGGUCCAUUGGUGUUAUUGCCUAUAUCCUACUUUGUGGUUACCCUCCUUUCUAUGAUGAAAAUGAUGCCAAGCUCUUUGAGCAGAUCCUGAAGGCCGAGUACGAGUUUGAUUCUCCCUACUGGGACGACAUCUCUGACUCUGCCAAGGAUUUUAUCCGGCAUUUGAUGGAAAAAGAUCCCGAGAAGAGGUUCACCUGUGAGCAAGCCCUGCAGCACCCAUGGAUCGCAGGGGACACGGCACUGGACAAAAACAUCCACCAGUCUGUCAGUGAGCAGAUCAAGAAGAACUUUGCCAAGAGCAAAUGGAAGCAAGCCUUCAAUGCCACAGCAGUGGUGCGGCAUAUGAGGAGGCUCCAACUGGGCACCAGUCAGGAUGGCCCCGGCCCUGGCCAGACCACCAGCCAUGGGGAGCUGCUGGCACCUGAGACAGGAGGGGGUCCCCAUGUCGGCUGCUGCAGGGACUGCUGUGCAGAGUCUUCCCCGGAGCUGCCGGCCACUCUCCCACCCCAGCUCUAAAGCAGCCUUCCCCCAGCUGCUGGGGGUUGGGAAACUGGAGGUGGGAGGGCACCAUACUCAGGGUGAGCUCCCGGGGAAGGGGCCAGGCUGGAGCCUGCCAAAGAGAAGCCAUUGCGUCCCUGACUGGAUUGGCCGCUGCAGGGCAGUAGAGCUGCCACUGAUUGGGGAGGGGUAAAAGCCUCUGCUCUCCCUGUCCCCCCCUUCCCCAGGGAAGCCUCCUCUUCUCCCUUUCCAGGGCUCUUCCCUGAGCCCACAUCAGUCCAGGCCUCCCCUGGGAGGAAGGACCCUCUUCUGCACCCUUCUGGCCUGGCUUUGGAUCCCUUUCUUGACCCCUUUCUAGCACCUCCCCCUGCCCACAGUGGCCUCUGGGAAGGGUGAGGAGCUGAGGAGGGAAGUGGAAUCGAGAGCCAGGGCCUUGAGAAGAGAUGUGUGCAGCGCUGGAGGGGGACAUCACUUGGCUUUCCUCCUCUCAGCGCUCCCCAUCUCUCCCCAUGUCCUGGUCAAGGUAUGCACCCAUUUUCCAAACAAAUAUUUCUAUUUUAUUGUUCAUUCUUUUAUUAAAGGGAAGAGGUUAAAAA